Molecule: messenger RNA, 900 nt
Organism: Purpureocillium lilacinum
Lineage: Eukaryota; Fungi; Ascomycota; Sordariomycetes; Hypocreales; Ophiocordycipitaceae
Source: RefSeq, a predicted model, not a curated record
AUGUCUGCUCAAGUCAACGAAAUCUUCUUUGGCGCCGCCGUGGCCGCGGUGCGCAGGGGCAGCAGCCUCCGCGUGUACGAGACCGACGUGUCUGGCGGCAUCCGCGAGGCCCAGUACGAGGGCAAGUGGACCGGCGGCUCGUCCUCCAACAUCAUCGCCACGGGCAAGAUCGGCACCCCCGUCGCCGCGACCAACCUCGAGUUCAACUCGAUCCGGGUCUACUACGUGGGCACGGACAACAAGGCCAAGGAGGCCGCCUAUGACAGCGGCAAGGGCUGGUACAACGGUGACUUGAGCCGGGCGGACUUUUCUGUUGCUCCUUACUCGGGCAUCUCGGCCGUCUUCCUUGGUGGCCACAGCAUCCUGCGCGUCUACGGACAGCUCCCCAACGACACCAUCCAGGAGUGGUGCUGGGACAACAACGGCAAGUGGACGGUUGGCACCAACCUCGGCGCUGCCCUUCCCGGCAGCUCCAUCGCCGCGACGACCUGGGGCGGCUCGCCCUACCACAUCCGUGUCUACUACCAGGACGCCAAGCUCAACCUCGUCGAAAAGGCCUGGGACGGCAAGGGCUGGUACCAGGGCGGCUUCCACGUGGCCAACAAGGUGCCGCGCGCGCCGCUGGGCGUCACCUCGUGGGGCGAGGGCAACAGCCUGGGCAUCCGCGUCUACUACGGCACGGUGUCCAACGUGAUCAAGGAGAAGGGCUGGGACGGCAGCAGCGGCGGCUGGUACGACGGCGGCUUCUCCCAGGAGUCGGUCCCGGGCUCCCGCGUGUGCGCCAUCCCGCUCGACAUCCUGCGCGUCUACAUCCAGAACGGCACGCUCAGCACCGCCGUCACCGAGUUUGCCUGGGAAGGCAAGUGGGUUGUGGGCAAGGAUGCCCUGCCGCCCGCCUAA